GUUGAUGCAGCGCGACAUUGGAAACUUCUUUAUUGUUCAGUGUGGACAGCGCAAUCAUGACGAAUGCACGCAGGCUUCUUAUUUGCGGCGCUUUUUGCGUUUUCCUCUCUUUUCCGAAUGCAAUAAACUCGUUGGCUUUUGAGGACGUUGAACAAGGUGGGCUGCGAGUGCGUCGCCAGGCCACUGACUCGACCACCACCGUCGAUUCUUCCACUUCAACCACGGUCGACGCUUCUUCGUCUACUUCGGCGUCAACCACAGCUUCUGACGCCUCGUCGACGUCCACGACUGUGAGCACAACAGACGCUUCUUCAACGACGACCAACACUGCAAGUCCGAGCGGCUCUUCCUCGACCGACUCAACGUCCACUACAGUCGCAGGUGCCACCGUCAGCACCUCGCCAGCCUCGUCAACAGCAAGCGCAAGUGCGACCUCAACUACAGGUGCAAGCGGCUCGAGCACUUCCUCGUCACAAACAACAGCGACCGGAAGCACAACGACGUCCAACAUCAUUUUGGCGAAAAAUCCGACGGCAGUCCUUUGCAGCGCGUUAGAUUCCAAGCCGCUGGAAAGAUGUUGCGAGCAGUCGUCAAAACUCGAGUUUUUCACGCCGAAACAAAAAUUGGCUUGCAACGGCGGACAAAAGGCGAACAACCCUCAGUUGUUUUCGCAGACGCACCAAUACGUGCUGCACAGAAAACACAACGCCCGCUCCAACUUCAUCAACUAUGCGGCCGAAUCCAACUCGAGAGCAUUGGGACACCCCGCCUGUUUCUUUGAAUGUCUCUACAACGACGCUGCGGUGUUGGAGAAAAACAACUCAGUCAACGUCCUUGACCUGGCCAACUACCUGAGCAAGAAUUUGACCGAGGAAUGGGUGCAGAUAAUUGCUGAUGCCGUUGAUAACUGCACUGCAAGCUUUGAAGGGUUGCCCGUAAAGAGGGCCAAAAAGUAUAAUUCCGCUGGCCGACUUGUCCGUGAGUGCUCUCUGGAGCCAUAUUUGGUCCACCAAUGCGUCCUCAGGACGAUUUUGAUUAAAUGUCCUGCCAAGGCAGCCACUUCUACCCCGUUUUGCUUGAACACGCGGGAAAAAUUUAGAUUGUGCGACCCAAUGGUGACCUCGACCAACACCAUGAGGAUUCGCCCCAAGAAGAACUUCUACCGGGUGGUGCGAGAACGCAACCAAUUUCGUGUUGUCGCCAACAAUGUCCUGCAGCCCAUCCUGGGCUGAGAAUGAGUUUCAGAAUUUGUGAAAAGUAAAACCACUCUUUCUUUCAUAUAAGUGCAACUUCAUAGCAAUUUUUGAAGUACUUCUUCUCUUUAAUUUUGAAGAAGAUUUUUACCUCAUAAGCAUUCAUUGUAUGAUUUGGUCUGAAAUUAGAAAUAAAUAAAAGGAAGAAUUGUUAA
Messenger RNA from Neocloeon triangulifer, 1408 nucleotides. RefSeq lists its product as uncharacterized. NCBI's taxonomy places the organism in Eukaryota, Metazoa, Arthropoda, Insecta, Ephemeroptera, Baetidae. The record is from RefSeq and is a predicted model, not a curated record. The transcript is spliced from 12 exons. Bases 57 to 1232 code for a protein of 391 amino acids.